This is a messenger RNA of Mytilus trossulus (common blue mussel), 339 nucleotides long. Its product is annotated as interferon alpha-inducible protein 27, mitochondrial-like. Bases 1 to 339 code for a protein of 112 amino acids. NCBI's taxonomy places the organism in Eukaryota, Metazoa, Mollusca, Bivalvia, Mytilida, Mytilidae. The transcript has 2 exons. Gene Ontology annotation, cellular component: membrane. The record is from RefSeq and is a predicted model, not a curated record.
AUGGAGAAGAAAAUUUCCGUUAUCGUUUUUAUCUUGCUGAUAGCCGCCCCAGGUUGUUAUGCUUGGAGCUGGGGUGGAGUAUUAACAGGGGCUGUUUGUAUGGUGGCAGCACCUAUUGCCAUACCAGCAGCACUUGGAACAGUCGGUUUUAGUGCAGCAGGAAUAGUGGGAAGCUCCAUAGCGGCCAGUGCUAUGUCAGCGUCCUCACCUGUUGUUACAGGCAGCUUAGUUGCCAUGGCUCAGUCAGUUGGAGCGACAGGCACUAUUGGAUUGGCAACAAAGGCUGUGGCUGCUGGUGUAGGUUACGGCACCUAUUGUGCAACUCAUGAUUGCGAUUAA